Messenger RNA from Penicillium maclennaniae, 1050 nucleotides. RefSeq lists its product as uncharacterized. NCBI's taxonomy places the organism in Eukaryota, Fungi, Ascomycota, Eurotiomycetes, Eurotiales, Aspergillaceae. The transcript is spliced from 3 exons. The record is from RefSeq and is a predicted model, not a curated record. The annotation marks the transcript as partial.
GGCAGCGGCCUCGUCUCCCCGGCCGAGUCUCAAGCUUCCUCAUCCGAUAUCCCAUCUUCUUUGGCGAGCCGAGGAGACUCGGGCAUCGGCCUCCUCUCCUCCCUCGAAUCCCAAGAUUCUGCAGGCAUCCAGUCUUCUUCGGCGAGUCGCAUAGACUCUGACACUGGCUGUCUCUCCCCAACCGGGUCCCAAGCUCCUCCCUUAUAUUGGGACUCUACUCGGUUGAUUUCGGUGCAGUGUUGCGAAGAUAUAUCCGAGACUCUGAACUUUAUAACCCAAGAACUGGAAAAGUGGCAAAAACAAACGUCCGACUUCCAUCGCGGGAUUACGGUCUACCUCUUCACAGACGUACGUCGUGAGUGGGGGAAUGCUCUUUUUCAAGCCAUCGAUGAGGAAUUUCGGGUACGAAAAACCUGGGACUCUCAAGCUCGGACAUUGAGUCUCAAAAUGCCGACCCAAGGACACGACAUCGCUCAAAAAUGGGUCAUUAAUUCCGUCGUGGAUUGGAAGGACGAUGCAAUCAUUAGUAAGGAAGAAUGGAGAGGUCUGAAAAUUGGCUUUGGGACUACUUUGAAGCUACCCACAUCUCUAUUCCCGAAAUUUCAGAAGGAGCCUGAUAUCUACAUUCGGCCGUACGACUCCGAUUCAGAAUUUCUUCCCCCAAUUGCUUUCGAAGUUGGGUGGUCAGAAACUGCCCCGAGGCUCAAGGACGAUGUCCGCAUUCUCCUAGAAGGAGGCGGCGGCCAUAUCCGGGUCGUGAUUGUGAUCGACUGGUGUCUACAGAAGGAUGGUCUUACUGUUACUGGCAAAGUGGAUCUUUGGAGGCGAGGCUUAGAUGGCCGGCCUAUCCACGAGCAGUCCGAGGAUAUUUACCCUGUUCCAAAGCUGCUUCGAGGCCAAGUUCAAAAUCUCGGAGUGACUCUUGACGACUUAUUCUUGACUACCCUACGAGCCAAUCAAGACCCCAAAAGAAUUGCAUACUUCGAUAUCGGGCAAUUGCGUGAGGAAGCCGACAAGGUCUUUAAAGAGCUGGAACUCAAAACCGCUUGA